AUGGAAGUGCAAGUAUCAAAAACUAAAGUGUGGCAAACGCUGCGUGAAGAGAGGCUGUAUCCGUUUCACGUCCAACGUGUACAAGCCCUUCAACCUGACGAUUUUCCAGCAAGAGUGCGGUUGUGUGAGUGGUUGGUGAAAGGACUUGUAAGACAAUCAAUGUGGUUUCUGCACGAUGUGCGUGAGUUUUUGAAUGAAUUAUUUCCGAAUAGAAAAUUAGGUUCUCGUUGGAUACCCCACCUGUUGACUGAAGAGCAGAAAGCAGCCAGGGUUAAUUGGUGUCAAAUAACGCUUGACCGUUUCAAUUCCGGAAACUCAAAAAAUGUGUACAGCAUUGUUAGUGGUGAUGAAUCGUGGAUUUACUCCAUCCAUUCUCGAAGUGUUUCGAAAAAGAUGGUCGCGACAUUUGUGUCAAAAGCGGGUCAUAUUGCAACAAUUCCUCUUAAUGAGCAAAGAACUGUUACUGCGGAUUGGUAUACCACCGUUUGUUUGCCAAAAGUCAUCACCGAGCUUCGAAAAAUCAACCCCGAAAGAAGAAUCAUGCUCCACCAAGACAAUGUAAGCUCGCACACAGCCCAAAAAACAAGGCAGUAUUUAACGGAAGAAAACGUGGAAUUAUUGGACCAUUCUCUAUAUAGCUUUGAUCUAAGUCCUAACGAUUUCUUUACUUUCCCGAAAAUUAAAAACAGACUGCGUGGUCAAAGGUUCCGGUCACCAGAAGAAGCAAAUAAGUGGUUCGAAAAUUGGUCCGAGCGCAUGCAGAUGUGUAUUAAUCUUCGUGGAGAAUACUUCGAAAAACAAUAA
Messenger RNA from Acanthoscelides obtectus, 804 nucleotides. NCBI's taxonomy places the organism in Eukaryota, Metazoa, Arthropoda, Insecta, Coleoptera, Chrysomelidae. The record is from the annotation of a GenBank genome assembly.